This is a messenger RNA of Morus notabilis, 1702 nucleotides long. Its product is annotated as tryptophan synthase beta chain 2. The transcript is spliced from 6 exons. Bases 128 to 1630 code for a protein of 500 amino acids. Gene Ontology annotation, molecular function: L-serine hydro-lyase (adding indole, L-tryptophan-forming) activity; tryptophan synthase activity; pyridoxal phosphate binding. NCBI's taxonomy places the organism in Eukaryota, Viridiplantae, Streptophyta, Magnoliopsida, Rosales, Moraceae. The record is from RefSeq and is a predicted model, not a curated record. Gene Ontology annotation, biological process: L-tryptophan biosynthetic process.
ACUAGACAAGUACACUAACCAAAGUCGAAGACCCUUUUAACAUAUUCAUUCACAUAUUUCUUCAAUUUUUUUUAUUAUUUUUUGCCCUCUUCCUUUUAUCUCAUUGAAAGUAGAAGCUUCAAGAAGCAUGGCCAGCCAGUGUUUUAGCUCCUCAAGUUCAGUUUUUCCUACACCUUCAUCAAGCAGUCACACAAAAGUUGAAGAGAAAUGGAUUGGAUCUUUUCCACUUAAGAGAAGACCAGUGCAUUUGAGACUUUAUUCUAGUGCAAGAGCAGCUCUUAAUGCUGAUCCAAAACCAGUAGAAAUUCCUCGAAAAUGGUACAAUCUAAUAGCGGAUCUUCCUGUGAAACCUCCUCCGCCGUUGAAUCCAAGGACUCUUCAACCGGUCAAACCUGAAGACUUGUCUCCACUCUUCCCUGAUGAGUUGAUUAAGCAGGAGACAACCGGUGAAAGAUUCAUAGAUAUCCCAGAUGAAGUUGUUGAUGUUUAUAAACUUUGGAGGCCAACCCCUCUCAUCAGAGCCAAGAGGUUGGAGAAACUUCUGGACACUCCAGCCAGAAUCUAUUACAAGUAUGAAGGUGUCAGCCCAGCUGGCUCUCACAAGCCCAAUUCUGCUGUUCCGCAAGUCUGGUAUAACGCAAAGGCAGGCGUCAAGAAUGUUGUGACAGAAACUGGUGCUGGUCAAUGGGGAAGUUCACUGGCCUUUGCUUGCAGCUUAUUUGGUCUUGGCUGCGAGGUGUGGCAAGUUCGUGCCUCUUACAAUCAAAAACCGUAUCGCAGACUGAUGAUGCAAACUUGGGGUGCAAAAGUACACCCAUCUCCAUCUAGCAUUACUGAAGCUGGCAAGAAGAUCCUUGAGAUGGAUCCCACGAGCCCCGGAAGUCUAGGAAUUGCCAUCUCAGAAGCUGUGGAGGUUGCAGCCAUGAAUGCUGAUACCAAGUACUGUCUAGGCAGUGUUCUCAAUCAUGUUUUGCUCCAUCAGACCGUCAUUGGCGAGGAGUGUCUAAAACAAAUGGAGGCUAUAGGUGAAAUGCCGGAUGUAAUCAUAGGAUGUACUGGUGGAGGGUCCAAUUUUGCAGGGCUUAGUUUUCCUUUCAUUCGCGAAAUGCUUAGCGGGAAGAUAAAUCCUGUGAUAAGAGCAGUUGAACCAGCAGCUUGUCCUUCCUUGACAAAAGGUGUGUAUGCAUAUGACUUCGGUGACACUGCAGGGUUGACUCCUCUCAUGAAGAUGCACACCCUUGGCCAUGAUUUCGUUCCUGACCCAAUUCACGCCGGAGGAUUGCGCUACCAUGGAAUGGCUCCAUUGUUAUCACACGUCUAUGAACUUGGUUUUAUGGAAGCCAUUGCAAUUCCUCAGACUGAGUGCUUUCAAGGUGCUAUACAAUUUGCUAGAACUGAAGGGUUGAUACCAGCACCAGAGCCAACGCAUGCCAUAGCUGCUACGAUUAGGGAAGCUCUUAAAUGCAAAGAGACUGGAGAAGCAAAGGUCAUUCUCACAGCAAUGUGUGGGCAUGGCCAUUUUGACCUCCCAGCUUAUGAGAAAUACUUGCAAGGAGAUAUGGUUGACUUGUCAUUUUCAAAGGAAAAGAUAGAAGCAUCACUGGCCAAUAUUCCCCAAGUUGUGGCGUAAUUAGGAUGGACCAUAAGAGCAAACAAUGGUUUGAUUGGAUGUUCCUUCGUUUUUUCAUGACAUAUCGUCGUG